AGAAGUGAUCUUUUCGGAGUCUUCGCUUGUUUUCAUGAGCUUUGUCUGAGCAGGGUUUUGUAAAGAUGACGGAGCCUAAAGCAGAUAAUAUCAGCUCAAUCCCCAUCGACGAGUUCAGCAAUUUAAGAAUUACCUCGAUAUGGACGUUUCUCAUGUCUGUGCAGUGGUCGGAGCCUUGGAUAAUCGGGCUGUUAGUGUUUCACGUUGUGUGUUUGUUUGUGACUGUGGUGACGUGCAGGUAUUACAGAGCGCAGAUAUGUCACUUCCUGCUCAUGGUUGGCUUGGUGUACAGUGCUGAAUAUCUAAAUGAGCUGGCAGCCAUGAACUGGAAGUCUUUUUCUAAUUUCCAGUACUUUGACUCUAAGGGCAUGUUCAUAUCUUUGGUCUACUCCAUUCCUCUUCUGCUGAAUACAGUCAUCAUUGUGAUGGUGUGGGUGUACAGGACCUUUUCCACUAUGACAGAACUGAAGACACUUCAGCUCAAGCGAAAGAUCCGUAGAGAGAAAAGAGAGAAGAACGACUGAUCCCUCUCUUUAUGUCCAAAAAUGGGUUUCAUUGGGAGGAAUUGGGAAUGAGCAUCUCUGCUCUGCUAAUCCUGAUUUUUGGACGAAGAAGAGAAAAUUCCCUCUUGUGACUGUAAAAAGGAUUGUUUAUUGAUGUCAGUCAGGACUGGGUGUCUGCUUCUGGUGACGCCUCUUUGAAAGAGGCCACUAAAUCUGUUUUGUAUUUAAUGUUGUUUAAAAACUGUGUUUAACUGAAUAAUGAAAUAUAAAGCGUUUUUGAAUAACUUUUAUGCAAUUAUUGAUUUUAAAGCUCUGGAAAUGUUGCAGCGCUGGAAUUGAGACUGCAAAAUUGGAUUUGCAUUUUAUGGAUCAUGGAGAGGGAAAGAAAUUACUUUCAAAUACCCUCUGAUGUUAUCGGGCUUUUUUUAAAGUGGGGUUGUCCCUUGCAAAGCCAUCUACUGUAGGUAAUACAAUACAUUAUCAAAAACCCUUCAAAACAUCUGAAAAUAACUGAUCAUUAUCAACCCUAAGAGACUAAAAUUGGAGAGGACAUAUUAAUAAAACACAUGUUGAUCUUGGGUACUUCCUCACACAAGAAAGCCAUGUUGCAUUUACUUUAUCCAACAAACCCUCAACAGGCUACUGUGGGCCGGACUCCCAUCAGAAUAAAUGAGUGUUACGCUG
Messenger RNA from Centropristis striata (black sea bass), 1187 nucleotides. It is a transcript of the gene tmem18, whose product is annotated as transmembrane protein 18. The transcript is spliced from 5 exons. Gene Ontology annotation, cellular component: nuclear membrane. The record is from RefSeq and is a predicted model, not a curated record. NCBI's taxonomy places the organism in Eukaryota, Metazoa, Chordata, Actinopteri, Perciformes, Serranidae. The coding region runs from base 66 to 524 and encodes 152 amino acids.